This is a messenger RNA of Pseudophryne corroboree (corroboree frog), 1685 nucleotides long. RefSeq names its product RAB3D, member RAS oncogene family (gene RAB3D). Gene Ontology annotation, molecular function: GTP binding; GTPase activity; myosin V binding. Lineage: Eukaryota; Metazoa; Chordata; Amphibia; Anura; Myobatrachidae. The record is from RefSeq and is a predicted model, not a curated record. The transcript has 5 exons. Gene Ontology annotation, biological process: protein secretion; regulation of exocytosis; protein localization to plasma membrane. Bases 352 to 1002 code for a protein of 216 amino acids. Gene Ontology annotation, cellular component: plasma membrane; endosome; synaptic vesicle.
GGCCAGCCCUGCAGGGAGAGGGCUGUGGGAGGAGGUGAGAGCCUGCAUGGCAGAGAGGGAGGAAGACUGCAGGGGAAGGAGACACACCUCAGUUUAGAGAAGGAGAGCUACCUGCAAACAGACAGAUCCGGGAGGGAGGGUGACAGGCAGGAGACAGGCAGCUCAGGGUGGAAGCUGAAGGAAAGAGACCGUGAAAGAGACAGAGAGUAACAGGAGGGAUAGAGCAGGAGACAGAAGCAGGGAGAGAGGGAUACAGGAGGGUGACAAUACACUGUAAGUGCAGGGAAAGUGCCUGAAGAAGACCACAAGCAGCUGUGUGACUAGCGUGCCUCCGGGACCCUGCAGGACAAGAUGGCAUCGGCCAGUGACCCACGCCAGCCCCCGAAAGAUGCCGCAGACCAGAGCUUUGAUUAUAUGUUUAAGCUCCUAAUCAUCGGCAACAGCAGUGUGGGCAAAACCUCAUUCCUCUUCCGCUACGCCGACGAUUCCUUCACCUCCGCCUUCGUCAGCACCGUGGGGAUAGACUUUAAGGUCAAGACGGUCUAUAGGAAUGAGAAGAGAGUGAAGCUACAAAUCUGGGACACAGCUGGGCAGGAGAGGUACCGUACCAUCACCACUGCAUAUUACCGAGGAGCCAUGGGUUUCCUGCUUAUGUACGACAUUUCAAACCUGGACUCCUACAAUGCCGUGCAGGACUGGGCAACACAAAUCAAAACAUACUCCUGGGACAAUGCACAGGUUCUUUUAGUUGGGAACAAGUGUGACUUGGAAGACGACAGAGUUGUCCCAGCUGAGGACGGGCGCAGGCUGGCAGAGGAACUAGGGUUUGAGUUUUUUGAGGCCAGCGCCAAAGAGAACAUCAAUGUGAAGCAAGUCUUUGAGCGGUUAGUGGAUGUCAUCUGUGAGAAGAUGAAUGAGAGCCUGGAGAACGGACCACCACCUAAUGGCAGCGCACCUAUCACUGGCGAGCCCCCCAAGGACUCCAGUAAUUGCUCCUGUUAGUUCUGGCGCCCAGUUUGUAGGAAGCGCCCAGCUAGGUCACUGAGAUGUUUCUUACAGCAAAGUUAACUGCUGUGAUAGGACAGGAACCCACCCUCUUGGCUGUAAGAAACCUACAGGGAUGGGGUGACUGCUCCUAUUCCUCCCGGCUGAGCAUGACUACUCCUGUGAGACACAUAUCACAUCAGACACUGUUACAUAGUUAUCCCCAGAAUCAUUAAUUGUUACAGAAGCAGACGAGGCAAUGGGAAGGAAAACAGUCAGAUACAACACUGCCAGAGAUUCUAUAGGCCAAAUGUCUUUGCUGCAACACAUUGUCACCUUCUGAUGUCAUUGCCCCUUGAAGGGCCACACAGAUGAGUGUUUCCUAGGACCCAGACAAAUGUUUCCUUACCAUUAAGUGCCAAAGAUUUACCCACUGUGCCCAUAAACGUAUAAUGCUCUGCAUGUUUUUCUAUUGCUCUGCAUGAGCCUUCUGGAAGGGGGUCCAUAGUUCUGCAUAUGAGACUUUACGUGAUGGACCGAGAGGGUGGGAUUAUGGGAUUGUUACUGAAACAGAAAAUUCGGUUUAUGUUUGGACAUCAUGGUCAUGAAGGUGUUGACAGUCCAGAUGCUUCCCCCCUUUUUCUUGUGUACAACUAUGAGAUGUUUACAUUUUUAAUAAAAGGGAACCUCCUUUUAUUGUA